Messenger RNA from Bufo gargarizans (Asiatic toad), 1197 nucleotides. It is a transcript of the gene NUDT17, whose product is annotated as nudix hydrolase 17. Bases 120 to 1037 code for a protein of 305 amino acids. The transcript is spliced from 8 exons. Lineage: Eukaryota; Metazoa; Chordata; Amphibia; Anura; Bufonidae. Gene Ontology annotation, molecular function: NADH pyrophosphatase activity. Gene Ontology annotation, biological process: NAD+ catabolic process; NADP+ catabolic process. The record is from RefSeq and is a predicted model, not a curated record. Gene Ontology annotation, cellular component: cytosol.
UCCUGUUCCAUGGUUCAUGUGGAUGGAGGGAGAUUUCCAUGUGCAUUAUAUAACACAUAACCGGUCAGGUAGCGCCCCCGCCUGGUGUCUCUGGAUAUAAUCUCGGCAUAUGUGGGGCUAUGAGCUAUGAUAUAAUUUCAUCGGCCAUGAUGGAGUCUGCGAAGCGUGUUCUGGUGCAUCUGACCAAAGAGGCUUCGCUGCUUCAAUGUGCGAGGUUUGUGCAGGGCGUCACCGGGCACUUUGCCCCCGAGGAUCAGGACCAGGUGAUGGUGAACUGCGGCCUGGAUCACAAUCGGUUCAUCAUCUCGGAUCGGCCGUUCAGCGGCUCCAGACAGGCGCAGUUACAGAGGCCGGCCUUCUGUCCGAUAAAAAACCUAACCACGGACCAAGUGGCAUCUCUGCCGGAGGAGAUAAGGGGCCGCGGCGUGGAUGUGGGGGUUGCCAUCUUGUUGCAGUCCGUCAAUAAAAGGAUUCUUCUGACCAGACGUUCCAAGGAGCUGCACAUCUUCCCCAACGUCUGGGUGCCGCCAGGAGGUCACAUGGAGGACAGAGAACAGCUCAUUAAUGCCGGCCUGCGAGAACUUCAGGAGGAGACGGGGUUAAAUCUGCAAGGCGCCAACCUCCCCUGGAGCAUUCUGGGAUUGUGGGAGUCCGUGUUCCCACCGUUACUGAGCCGUGGCCUGCCCACACGCCAUCAUAUUGUCACUUACCUGCUGGUGUCAUCCAAUGAAACCCACCAAGAGCUGCAGGAGAAACUCCAGCCAGAUGAGCGGGAGGUGAGCGCCUGCGCGUGGCUGGAUCGGGAGAUCGCAGAGCAGAUUGUGACCGCCGCAGAAGGAGAAAAGGAUUCUGGGAAGAGAAGUACUGGUCUGCAGCCUCCAAUAACCAUCACAGAAGUCAGCGGUCGAUCACUGAUACAGAAAGACCUUGCUCUGUCUACGCUUCUUAAUACGGCCCCUAUAGAGGGUGAGGAUACGGAACGCGUGAGCACCGGUACAAAGUACGCGCUGGAGCUGUGGCUGCAAACUCUACGCUGAGAGGAAGUUCCCUAGAGGUCCUUUACUCUAUUGUACUUUUAAUACUAUCAGUAUAGAGGCCUUGGAAGACACGACAGGACACAGCGCCCCCAGAGGCUGCGGCAGACAUGACAGGACAAGCACUGAAUAAAUAAAAGGGGUUUAUUCCCGUUUAAAAAGA